This is a messenger RNA of Lolium perenne, 2466 nucleotides long. RefSeq lists its product as uncharacterized. Lineage: Eukaryota; Viridiplantae; Streptophyta; Magnoliopsida; Poales; Poaceae. The record is from RefSeq and is a predicted model, not a curated record.
UCCCGGGCACUUCGAAUCUCGACUUUGAGAAUCCAAACGAAACCAGAGGUUCUUCCUCGCGGAGCCGCCCGUCGCUCGCCUCCCCCUACCCGGGAUCUCCCGCAGCUGCCAUGGCCGGCCUCCCAGACGACGCCGCCCGGCAAAGCCAGGCUCACGGGCGCGGCUCGGUGCCCCUUUCAUUCCCUUCCCAGCCGCCGGACAUCAGAAACUGGUUCUCGAGUUACCAGUACGAGUCGCCGGAGGUCCCCGAGCUGGAUGCGGCUCUUGGUGGCAACGACGGCAGCGAGACCCAAGACCCAUUAGAGAAUCGGCUACCUGGGCUUUCACCUCUGAAAGACACCAGUCAAGAUGGCGGCACUGCAUUGAAAGGGGGCUGUUUUGGGAGCCGAUCUGAGCAGGGUGAGGUUUCUGCUACAAGGGAUAUCCUUCAGCUUGGUAGGAGCACAGUGGAGCAGGGCACAAAAAGGAAGCGAAGCCUGCGGGGGUUGUUUGGGGCAGGUUUUCUGGAUGAUCCUGACGAAGCUGCUCAAACUGAAAAUGCAGUGGUGUCAGUUUUGCACACAAGUGCGGUGGAUCAUAUGUGCAAUUUCAACUGGAUCGGCUUACAGACUAGACAGAACAGCCACGGCGGCGCAGCUGAACACAACGAGCUGCUGGUGGAUAGCGAUAGCACCAUCAUUGCUGAAACUCAAGAAAAGCCCAGAGGAGGUCAGGAGACCGACCACCGUAAAUGGCCAGUUAAUUGUGGUGGUACUUUGAACUGGGUAGGCUUACGAGAUAGAAAGCGCAACUACGAAGGCGCAGUUGAACACAGCGAGCUGUUGGCGGAUAGUGACAGCACCAUCAUAGCUGAAACUCAAGGAAACCCCCAAGCAGGUCAGGAGACGGACCACAACAAUGUGCGAGUUAAUUGUGCUGUUAACUUCAACUGGAUAGGCUUGCAAAAUACAACGCACAACUUUGAAGGUGCAGUUGGAGACAGCGAGCUGCUGGCGGAUAGUGACAGAACCAUCAUAGCUGAAACUCAAGAAAAUUUCCAAGCAGGUCAGGAGAUGGACCAAAACAAAGGGCGAGUUAAUUGUGCUGUUAACUUCAACUGGAUAGGCUUAAGAAAUAGAACUCACAACUUUGAAGGUGCCGUUGAACACAGCGAGCUGCUGGCGGAUAGUGACGGCACUAUUAUAGCUGAAACUCAAGAAACCUCCCCAGGUGGUCAGGUGAGCAACCACAGCAAACGCCUAGUUAAUUUUGGUGGUACUAGUUUAGCUGAUAUUGAAGAAGGUUUCCUAGAAGAAGGUAUUGAGCACAGCAACCUGCCAGUUAAUUCUCAUAGCAAAGGACUAGCAGAUGUUGAGAAACCUAAACGAAAUCUGCGGGAUUUGUUUGGGGCAGGAUUUUUUGACGACCCUGACAAAGCUAACGACUCUGAAACUCACCUGGAGUCUGCUGUACAGAGAAAUACAGUGCAGCCUCUGUCAAAAAGCAAUGCUGUACGCUUACCUCAUAUAAAACACGUCCAUGAAAGCACAGCCGGAUACAGCGAGUUACUGGUGAAUUGCGACGUUGUCAGUUUGGGUGAAACUCAAGAUCUCCCAGGAGGUCAGGUGAUCGAACACAAUGGACUGCCAGUUAACUGUGGUGCUACAGGUUUAUCAGCAGAUACUGAAGGUUUCCUUGAAGAUGGCAUUGAACACAGCAAACUGCCAGCUAAUUCUGAUAGUACAGGUGCAGCUGAUAUUGAGAAAACUGGCAUCAAACACCUCAUACUGCAUGCUAAUCAUAGUGGUAUCUGUUCGGCUCUCACUGAAGAAAGGUCUGGUGGAGAUGAAACCAACUGCGCAAAGUCUAUUCUGAAUCAUAGGAAAGCAGAAGCAACGGUUGCAACAGAUGGUUUCAUUGCCAUCGGGAAAAAGCUGAAGUCUAUAGAGGAAUGCAGGGUAAACAAAAUCCCUAAGCCCUCAAGGGCACGAGAGAUGGUGACUUUGCAAGAGAACCGUGGAAUUUUGGGGACUCAGAAUGCUUCAGCCCGAGAUCACACAAGAAGCCCCUUAUCAGAUAGGACUAAUCUUUCAGAAGUUGCAGGAGCCCCAGAACCAGAGAUCACCGGGAAAUGGAAGUGCCCUCGCAAAGGCAAGCCCUACGUUGCCCCUCCAAUGAAACAGCUGCGGUUGGAACAAUGGGUGCGCAGAACGAACUAAUAUUUUUACAUUGUUAGUUUUAUCAAGGAGACUUUGCAUCAGGGCGAAGCCUUCAGUGCUUGCCUGACCAAUUAGUUGCCAUGUUCCGCCUUUGGAGUUCGAUCAGAACCUGCCGCUAGCCUGCUACAUUCAUCUCUCGUGAUAUCUGCAGCUGACUGAAUGUAGACAAACUGAGAAACCUUGCAAUGCGUGUUUCAGUUGCCAUUUAUCUCGUACUACCUGUUAUACAGCCUUCAAAGUUGCACGACAUAAUCUGUUGCUCCCACCA